CCCCGCAGGAGUACGUCCUGGCUCACACCGAGAUGCCCACCACGCUGGAGGGCGCCGAGGCAGCCAUCAAGAAGCAAGAGGACUUCAUGACCACCAUGGAUGCCAACGAGGACAAGAUCAACGGCGUGGUGGAGGCCGGCAGGCGGCUGGCCAACGACGGGAACAUCAACGCCGAGCGUAUCCAGGAGAGAGUCGCCUCCAUCGACGACAGGCACAAGAAGAACAGGGAGGCGGCGGUGGAGCUGCUGAUGAGGCUGAAGGACAACAGAGACCUGCAGAAGUUCCUGCAGGACUGUCAGGAGCUGUCUCUGUGGAUCAACGAGAAGAUGCUGACGGCUCAGGACAUGACCUACGACGAGGCCAGGAACCUGCACAGCAAGUGGCUGAAGCACCAGGCCUUCAUGGCCGAGCUGCAGUCCAACAAAGAGUGGCUGGACAAGAUCCAGAAGGACGGCACGCUGCUGGUGGCGGAGAAGCCGGAGACAGAGGCGGUGGUGAAGGAGAAGCUGUCGGCGCUCCGCGACAUGUGGGCGGAGCUGGAGUCCACCACGCAGACCAAAGCUCAGUGUCUGUUCGACGCCAACAAGGCGGAGCUGUUCACGCAGAGCUGCGCUGACCUCGACAAGUGGAUGGGAGGCCUGGAGGGACAAAUCCAGUCCGACGACUACGGCAAGGACCUGACCUCCGUCAACAUCCUGCUCAAGAAACAACAG
Molecule: messenger RNA, 713 nt
Organism: Plectropomus leopardus (leopard coralgrouper)
Lineage: Eukaryota; Metazoa; Chordata; Actinopteri; Perciformes; Serranidae
Source: RefSeq, a predicted model, not a curated record